Phoenix dactylifera (date palm) is the source of this 2125-nucleotide messenger RNA. Its product is annotated as putative proline transporter 2. Lineage: Eukaryota; Viridiplantae; Streptophyta; Magnoliopsida; Arecales; Arecaceae. The record is from RefSeq and is a predicted model, not a curated record.
GGAGCUACAGAGCAGGGAGAAAAGAUCAACCACGGAGACACGUCAUCACGUCAAACGGGUCCGUGCCGGGAAAAUAAGCCGCGCUCCACGGCAUUUCUCUGCGACUAGGCUGCCAUCAGGGAAAACGGUGACCAUCGAACGGCAUGAGGAUUAUACGCUCCCGACGUGGGAAGAGGCGGUGGAGAACUGGCUCGUGAAUAAAAAUCGCGACAAUUUCGGAGAGGAGAGCGAUUCCGAGAUCCGUCCCUUCUCUUCCGCCCGAAUAUCUUCUUAUCAUACAACAGGAGAAUGAAUGAAUGCAGGCUAUACUAUUUUUGGUUUUUGUUCGUGGAGGGCAUUAAUUGGCAAUUAAUUCUUGCUGUCGAAGCCCCGUUGCUUAUUUAUGGAAAAGGAGGGUCGGAGGGGGAACGCUGUACGGGGUUGAGGUCGGAGGGGGUAACGCGCCGCCGCCGCCUUCUUCCCGAUAAACAGUACCGAGGGAGAGACGGCGCGGCGGCAGAGAGGAGGAAUCGAUGAUGGCGGCGAUAGAUGUCCCGGAGGUUAACGGCCGCUACCAAGAGGGAGCAGCGAUCGAAGCGUCUGAUGACACCGCUCACAAAAUCAGCCAUGAAGGUUUAAAUCCCGAGCAGGACAAUCAUCAGUCUAUGCAACUCACAGGGGAAAAUGUCAGCAAUGGUUUUUCAAGCCAAAUCUUUUCCAAUACCAAGCAAACGAUGUGUUUUGUAAGGGUUUUGAAAUCAUGGUCCUCAACCUGGUAUCGAUCAGGGAGCAGGUCGGAUGAGGAAAUCUCAGAUCCUUGGUAUCAAGUUGCAUUCGUCCUCACAACAGGAGUGAACAGUGCAUAUGUCUUGGGAUAUUCUGGAUCAAUCAUGGUUUCUUUGGGUUGGUUAGGUGGUAUACUUGGUUUGGUUUUGGCGGCUGCUGUAUCCUUGCAUGCUAAUACUCUUCUUGCCCAUAUUCAUGAAGUUGGCGGUAAACGGCGGAUUAGAUACAGAGAUCUUGCUGGUUAUCUCUAUGGUAGAAAAAUGUAUCGUCUUACAUGGGCACUACAAUAUGUUAAUCUGUUCAUGAUCAACACUGGAUAUAUCAUUUUGGCUGGGCAGGCAUUGAAGGCCAUUUGUGUUCUUUAUAGGGAUGAUAAUGCAUUGAAGCUUCCCUACUGUAUCGCUAUUGCUGGGUUUGUCUGUGCUUUGUUUGCCUUUGGGAUACCCCAUUUAUCAGCGCUGAGGAUUUGGCUGGGCGUUUCAACUUUUCUUUGUCUCAUAUUUAUCAUCGUAGCAUUCGUUUUGUCUCUUAAGGAUGGAUUAAGUACUCCUGCUCGAGAUUACAGCAUUCCAGGGUCACAUGUGAGCAAGAUUUUCACUACCAUUGGUUCUGUUGCAAGUCUUGUUUUUGCUUACAAUACAGGAAUGCUGCCAGAGAUUCAGGCAACGAUAAAACCACCUGUCAUCAAGAACAUGGAUAAAGCACUUUGGUUUCAGUUCACUGUUGGUGUCUUGCCAUUAUAUGCUGUUACUUUUAUGGGAUACUGGGCUUAUGGCUCUUCAACAUCAGCAUAUCUUCUCAAUAGCGUCAAUGGCCCAACUUGGGUCAAGGCAAUGGCCAACAUUGCAGCCUUUUUACAUACAGUCAUUGCUCUGCAUAUAUUUGCAAGUCCGAUGUAUGAGUACUUGGAUACAGAGUAUGGGAGAGGAAAAGGGAGCGCUUUCUCUUUCCAUAAUGUGUCAUUUAGGGUCCUUGUAAGAGGAGGCUACCUUACAGUAAACACAUUUGUGGCGGCUCUGCUGCCAUUCCUUGGAGACUUUAUGAGCCUGACGGGGGCCUUGAGCGUCUUCCCACUUACAUUCGUUCUGGCAAAUCACAUGUUUUUGACUGUGAAAAAGAAGCAGUUGUCAGCCUUCAGGAAGGUUUGCCAUUGGCUGAAUAUUGUUGGAUUCAGCUGCUUAGCUGUGGUUGCUGCUGUCGCUGCCCUAAGGCUUAUUGUUGUUGAUUCAAAAACCUAUCAUCUAUUUGCUGAUCUUUGAAGGUUUCUUAGUUCAUUUUCUUAGGUAAUCUUAAUUUGUGAAGGUUAUCAUGCCACUGCAUAAGUGGUUUCAUAUAUCAAUGCUCUAGAUUAUGACAGUUA